This is a messenger RNA of Lepisosteus oculatus (spotted gar), 1563 nucleotides long. RefSeq names its product retinol dehydrogenase 14. NCBI's taxonomy places the organism in Eukaryota, Metazoa, Chordata, Actinopteri, Semionotiformes, Lepisosteidae. The record is from RefSeq and is a predicted model, not a curated record.
GCGAUGAAGUCAUCUGUCUGCGACGCCUUGAUAUUUUGACUUGCAGGAGAAAACGUGAAGGGAUCAAUUAAUGGUCUCCUGAAAGCUUGUAACAUGAGUCUCAGAUCUUUCUGUGAACCGUCAGAGCUCUUACAUUAUUAAGCUCCCUGUCUUUAGGCUUAAGGGAUUCCUUUUUGUUAUCGAUUGCUUUACUUGAGGUUUAAGUGCCAGGCGUCAGUGAUGUAUGUUGUGGGCACUGUUGUCGCCUCCUUAGUUUUCUUUCUGAUAUUGAAAUGGAUGAAGAGGCGAAGGGUUUGUAUGGACGUGAAAAGACUGGACGGAAAAACAGUCCUAGUUACGGGUGGCAAUUCUGGAAUUGGGAAAGAGACUGCGAUCGCUCUUGCAGCCCGAGGCGCUCGGGUGAUCAUUGCCUGUCGCGACGUCCAGAAAGCGGAAGUGGCCGUGAGGGAAAUAAAGACGAGGAGUCGCAGCCUGAACGUAUCAUACAUGGAGCUAGACUUGGCCAACCUGCAAUCCGUCCGAGAGUUCUGCCAAACAUUCCUGCAGAAGGAGCAGCGCCUGGAUGUACUAAUCAAUAAUGCAGGAAUGCCAAGCGUUCUUGGCUGGACAGAUGACAGAUUUAGCAUGUGCUUUGGUGUGAACCACCUGGGGCACUUUUUGCUUACCAGUCUCCUGCUGAACCGGCUGAAGGAGUGUGCCCCGAGCAGAGUGAUCACUCUCACUUCCUCUGUGUACAAAUACCAGAAGCUGGACUUCCAAGACCUGAACUACAACGUCAUACCGUUUUUCACCUUUUGUCGCAGUAAGUUGGCGAACAUCUACUUCACUCAGGAGCUGUCCAGGCUGAUGGAGGGCAAAGGUGUGACUGCCUACGCUGUGCAUCCAGGGUUUGUUCAAAGCAACUGGACGUGCCACUUCUCCAUCCUGUUUCGGAUAGUGAUGCAGGUGAUCAUGUACAUGUUUUUUGUGUCGUGUGAAGUGGGCGCCCAGACCGUCAUUUACUGCGCCGUGUCGGACGAUGUGCUUCAGUACAGCGGGAGCUUCUUUUCCGACUGCCAGCCCACACCACUGCGACCUUUCGCACGAGACGCCGGCGUGGCUAAAAAACUGUGGGAAGCCAGUGAAAGAAUGGUAAAACUCCCCUGAAGGAGAUGAUCUAAUACUGUACAUGGACUUUUUUUUUUACAAGAAACACAUUAAAAGCAUUCUUUUGAGUUUUACUUGGGUGAAGAGGUUUAUGGACUCUUUCAGUUGAAAAGAAACUCCCAUUUCUCAGGGCAGCGUGUCUUACCAUCCCAUAUAAAGUAUGUUUUUUUUGUUUUGUUCUACAGCUGAUGUACUCUCACAUUUUAACAAGAGCAUCAGGGAUUUGCAAAGUACUGUACUGUGAAAACAGAACUCUGAAAUGGUAAUAGUUUGUGCUGUUUGUUUAAAUCAUUACUAUUCUUAUGUCUGUGUCACUGUGGGUUUUCCAGCACCACUCCAGUUGUGAACAGGUAUGCAUACUGAUUAACUGUGGAAGACUUUCUUCUGUAAUAAAGAGUUACCUCCAUGGAAAUCUAA